AUGUGUCCGACUCUGGUACCAGUUUCCGUGAAAGAUGAGCUCAUCGGCCAGAACUGGUGGCUGUCUCACAGAUAUCAGAUUUGUGGGAUUGUAGCCCUUUUGGGCAUCAGUGGUGCUGCGACAUAUUGCGCUGUUCGCUAUUUCAAGAAGGAUAGAAAGCCAGGUGAGGCGUCGAUAGAUUUGGACCGCUUAAACUCAACAUCCUUGAAAGAAAGGGGUAACAAGUCCUUUAAGAAAGGUGACUAUGCAGAAGCCCUGGACUACUUUACGGCAGCGAUUCAGAAAUGUCCCUCAGAUCGUCCCAUGGAGCUUGCGACCUUCUACCAAAACCGAGCAGCCACUUAUGAAAAACUGGAUGAACUAGAGAAAGUACUUGAUGAUUGCAAUUCGGCGAUUUCCUUGAACAAACGAUAUGUAAAAGCUUUACUACGUCGUGGCAAAGCAAAUAAGGCACUUGGUCGACUAGAAGACGCCUUGUAUGGUAAGUUGCUAGGCCUGGGCUUAAAGACAGAUAUGCGAGAAAGUUUUGUCUGUAUAAAAUUGCCGAAGUUUGCUAUCCAAUGUAGGGUAAGAAUUUCGCGCAAUCUUCUUCAGAAUGUUCACUCGGUUCCCAUCGUUAUAAAUUAUCCCGUCGAGGCUCCUAAGGACAUGAAUGCUUUCCGAAUGACCGAUCAGUUGAUGAACGAAUGUGCAGCAGUAAAGGCCAAAGAGCUUAUGUCGACGCGCAAUCCGGAAGAACUUCCUCUGUCUGAUUCGUUUGUUGAGUCUUACUUGAGCGCUUACGUUUCUGAUCCAGUCACAACUAGUAUCGACGAGGUGAAGCAACGUCUACAGCAUGAAUCUGAUCUAGCGGCGUGUGGUUACUUCAAAGCGUUGAAGUGCCUAGAAGAUAAGAAGUACAGUGAGGUGAUAUCGGCGUGCACCUGUGAAAUAACUGCCGAGGGGGAAUUUCUUCACCUGGCGUUGUUGCUUCGUGCCACUUUUUACAUACUAUACAGUUGCGUAGCAAAGGCAACUGCUGACAUCGAUUCGUUGUUGAAGCUCUUAGAAAAUGAGCCACCGGAUGCUCUCCAAACGAAAAAGAUGAAAAGCAAUGCGUAUGUCAAGCGAGCAUCAUUGUACAUGCAACAGGUGGAAAAGGAUUUGGCUAUGACAGAUUUCUCAAGAGCUGAAGAAGCAGAUCCAGAUAAUUCAGACGUGUAUCUUCAUCGGGGACAGUUUUGUAUACUGAUUGGAGAUUUUGACGGCGCUGUGAGAGAUUUUGCCCACUCAGUAAAGCUGUGCCCUGAUUUUCCUCUGGCCAGCAUUCAGGAGAAUUACGCCAGGUAUCGAAUUGCCGUACAAAAGAACGAUGACGAAGGUGCAAAAGAAGCACUCAAGGACUUUCGCCAGACUGUCGAACGAUUCCCAAAUUGCUCAGAAGGAUGCAUGCUAUUCGGUCAGGUAUAA
Molecule: messenger RNA, 1449 nt
Organism: Soboliphyme baturini
Lineage: Eukaryota; Metazoa; Nematoda; Enoplea; Dioctophymatida; Soboliphymatidae
Source: the annotation of a GenBank genome assembly